Molecule: messenger RNA, 2787 nt
Organism: Oryzias latipes (Japanese medaka)
Lineage: Eukaryota; Metazoa; Chordata; Actinopteri; Beloniformes; Adrianichthyidae
Gene: galt
Product: galactose-1-phosphate uridylyltransferase
Biological process (GO): beta-D-galactose catabolic process via UDP-galactose, Leloir pathway
Cellular component (GO): cytoplasm
Molecular function (GO): zinc ion binding; UDP-glucose:hexose-1-phosphate uridylyltransferase activity
Source: RefSeq, a predicted model, not a curated record
GUAAGACAAGGGUCGCUGUAGACAGACCAUUCAUACAGAGUCCAGGAUCAGUGAAAAGGUUCACCGAAUAUUAUAGACUUUUCUUCAGCUGCUUACAUCAUGAGCGGCGAACAAGGCGUGAGUUUCGACCCAAAAGAGCACCAGCAUUUGCGGUACAACCCACUGCGGGACAGCUGGGUCCUGGUGUCGGCCCACCGCAUGAAGAGACCGUGGGCUGGACAAGUGGAAAAACCUCCAGAGGAGCACAUACCUAAAUAUGAUCCGAAAAACCCUCUUUGUCCCAGGAACACACGAGCAAAUGGACAGGUAAAUCCUGACUAUGACAGUACUUUUUUGUUUGAAAAUGACUUUCCAGCUCUUCAACCAGAUGCCCCAGAUCCUGGGGAGGAUCAACAUCCAUUAUUUCAGACUCGUGCUGCCAGGGGCAUCUGUAAGGUCAUGUGUUUUCAUCCCUGGUCUGACGUGACACUCCCUCUCAUGAAAAAGCAAGAAAUUGUGAAGGUGGUUGAGAAGUGGGUGGAAAUCCUAGAGGAACUGGGUGCUACAUACCCGUGGGUUCAGAUCUUUGAGAAUAAGGGUGCAAUGAUGGGCUGUUCAAACCCGCAUCCUCACUGCCAGGUGUGGGCCAGUAACUUUCUGCCAAAUGAGCCGGCUCUAUCGGACCGCUGCCAGAGAAAUUACUAUCAAAAGCAUGGAGAACCGCUGCUGCUGGAGUAUGCGAGGCAAGAAGCUGAGAGAAAGGAUCGUGUGGUGGUAGGGAAUUCUGCUUGGCUGGCAGUGGUUCCAUACUGGGCGACUUGGCCUUACCAGACAUUGCUGUUGCCACGGCGACAUGUCCUCAGACUCACUGACCUGACAACUGAGGAGAGAGAGGGUCUGGCAGAUAUUAUGAAGCAGCUGUUGAUCAAAUAUGACAACCUGUUUGAAGUUUCUUUUCCCUACUCUAUGGGCUGGCAUGGAGCACCAACUGGCCCCCAUUUGAAAGAGGAUAACUCCCACUGGCAGCUUCACGCUCAUUACUACCCGCCUCUCCUGCGUUCAGGCACGGUAAAGAAGUUUAUGGUGGGGUACGAGAUGCUUGCCCAGGAGCAAAGGGAUCUUACUCCUGAACAGGCUGCCGAGAAGCUAAGAAAUCUGCCAGAUCAGCACUAUAAAACCAGGGAGAACCAGGAGAUGGAAGAAAAAAGGAAAAGUCAGCGUGACGGGUGAUACAAACAAUUCAAUGAAGGCAGUAUAAUCAAGAAGUUCACUAAAAAUACAAUUAAAAACACAUGCAAAAAGAUUUCAGUUUUUCCCCCCUUUCUGCUUAGUGCAUCACUAGUCCAUUUUUAAUACAAAAGUUUUGUGAGAAACAUGUAACCCUUGUGCUAUCCUAUGGGGUCAAGAUGACCAUUGACAUGUUCUCCCUACCAUGACAAGGGUAGAUAAAGGUGGAGAGGAUUCAUGUAAUCAAGGAAACCAGUGAAGAUCACAAAUAAAUGAAGAAAAAAAAGUUCAGCGCACUGUCUAGUGGGGUCUAGAUGACCCCACUUCCAAUGUUAAUGCCUAGGAUAGCACAAGGGUUAAAAGUGGCUUUAAUGACACUCAGCCUUUCAAACCUUUUCUUUGCCAAAGUAGGAUGAAAACAUUUCAUAUAUGUUUGCUUCUGAGCUUCCUUCAUUAAUUGGAUUUGAAAUCAAAUGUGGUACAAUGCCCUUCUUCUUUCUUAGAAUGUAGAAUAACCAAAUAUUAUUCAGCCUCCUCUGUUAAAUUUGAAGAAAUCCUGUCUGGCUCUAAUGGAAAGCUUUCAACCAUAAUGUUUUGUCUCUUGGAAUAGUUUUAAGGUGUUUGUUCACUUAAGUAAAGUGUUAUUUUUUAGUAUUUUUUAUAUGAAACUUUAAUAAAUGUCAUUUUAACCUUAAAUGACUUAGAAAGCAUGAGAUAUAUUUUCAAGGCAAAUAUAAGUUGUAGCUGUGUGUGCUUCUAUCAAAAACCGGUCAUUUAUGGCCUCACAUUGUCAUUUAUUGUCUUCUUUUUAUGUUUAUCAAUAUAUCUUGGCCUGCUUUUAGUAGCUGAAAAAUAAAAAUGGAAAAAUGCACAUGAGGCUGUUAUGUCAUGUACCACAUACCAUUUCCCUCAAAGGGGGGAUGUUUUAUUUCGUUUACUUUUUUUUCUUAAACUUUUUGCAUUAAAACAACGUAAAAUGUUCUCCUUAUACUUUAGGGUAACAAGUGCUUUGAAAAAAUUGAGUUUUGAAUGUCAAAGCCCCAUUAGUUGUCACAUCAGUACCUAGGUGUGUGAAAUUUGUGCUCUCCAUUUGACCACUUUAUGACCCCCCCCCCCAAUCCAACCCCUUAAUGCUGAAUGUCAAGCAUGGUCACUCACGGCGCCAGAGGAGGAAGCACGGGUAGGCGACGCAGGAACGCUGGAACUUCUUCAAAGAAAGGUGGCCGAUGUUUCUGACUGGCAAAAUGUCCUGGAUUAGGGAUUUUGGACAAAAAACGAAAAUCUAAAAGCAACCAGCAGGAAGGUUGAUUUUAGUGUGACACUUAUCAAAAAAAGUAAAAUCCUGUAAAUACAGAGGAGCAACAGACGGCAGGCCGGAUACACUGGCACCAUCUUGCACUUCCGGGUUGGAGUAACUCAAAUAACCACUCGUUACAACUGAAGUAUGCAGAAGAACAUCUUUGAACACACAACACAUCCAACCUUGGGGCAGAUGGGCUACAACAGCAGGAGACCACACUGGGUGCCAAUCCAGUCAGCUAAGAACAGGAAACUCAGGCUACAAUUCCCGCAGGCUCGCUA